ACUUUUUGUUUUUAAAUUUAUCAAGAGGACUAGAGACUCAAGUAGUUUCAAAUUCUGAUCUUAAUUUCAUCAUUACUAUAAAAUUCAUAACUGAUUUCUUAAAUACAAAAAGAAUUGGAAAUAUAACUCAAGUAGUGCUGAGAUAUGUAUGAUAUUUCAGACUGCAAAAAGUAAAAUUUUGUCAACCCCCCAAAAGGUUCUGUACUGGUCUGGCAUAGUAUUUCUACAAAUAGGGAAAGGAACUUGUAUCCUCAUGUUUAGGUCAGGAAGACCUGUGAGUCUGGCCCCUUUAAAAAUCAGACUGAUGUGAUCUGGAGUCAUAAUGACAGCUUUCUUGGGUAAUUCUUAGAAAUAUAAUUUUUUACCUGCCUGGAUCAGAAGUCCUGAGAAGAGCUCUGCCAUUGAAAGGCUGUGUGUUGCUGAGUAAUCUCUGUGUGGUUAGUGAGAGAUGUAUGUAGUUAGGUUUAUAUAACUCAAGGUUUAUUUUCAAAAAUCUAGAUGCCUUAGCCAUAGAUAAGGGACAGUGAUGUUUAGCUGGGGCUUAUUUCUACUCUGUGGGGGGAACCCAGCAUUUAGUGAAAAAGGGCAGUUUCUUUGAAAUGAGGUCCUAAUUGUUUGGUUGGUCAUAUUUCUGAAACCUAGGUCAUGGAAGGGAGGUCAUCCUGGCCCAAGAAUACCUCUGAAACCUACUGCUAAUGGAAAUUCACCUGCUGAAAAAAUGCCUGUAGCCUGAAUUUGAAUGAGGAUAUGGUGGCUUGGAAAUGGACAUACUAGAAGACCUUCAGUCCCUGCAGUUUGAGUAUGGGAUUUCAGAGGAAGAUCGUUCCUGGCUCUAUUUGCGGGGCCGUUCUCGGGGACUAAUGAUUGAGGCCUGUGCCCAUGCAGUCUUCUUCUGCAAGCUAUUCCAAAAUUUGAGAGAAGUAAUAUAUGAGAAUCAAAGUUCCAGAUCACUCUCAGUUGGAUCACUUGAUUUGGCCUCUACUGACGACGAUGAGAAGUUAAAAGUGGGCAUCAUUGGAGGUGGCCAUCUUGGGAAGCAGCUGACGUGUGCACUGCUGACGCUUGUCCCCCUCCCUGCUGAGAGCCUGCGCAUCUCCACUCGGAGGCCAGAGGCCUUGACUGAGUUCCAGAAAUUGGGGAUCCAGUGCUUCUACCGCAACUCUUAUCUGGUAGAUUGGGCCAACAUGAUAUUCCUCUGCUGCUUGCCAUCUCAGCUGCCUCCAAUCUGCUUAGACAUUCAAUACAGCCUUAAGAAGAACUGCAUUGUGUACAGCUUUGUGUCUGCCAUCCCACUCCCCAGGUUGAAACUCUUACUGAACACCACCAAUAUUUUGCGGCCUAAGUAUCAGUGUGCUGAGGAUUCUGACAACAUCUGGGGGGCCAAUAAAGAAAUCACAGCUGCUCUCCAAGAUCCCGUGAUUCUUCGGGCUACCUGCCCUUACAGUCCUGCCGGUGGAAUAACCCUUAAUAUCAAAUGGUUGGAGGGAGUGUUCUACGCACUCCUAAAUAUCGGUACAGCAAGCAACAUGGCCCAUUCACAAGUGCUGCAGCUUCUGAAUAAAGUGUUUCUCUCUAUGCACCACAAAGACUGUAAAACAGAUGAAGCAUCUUGCCCCAAAUUUCAGUUAAUAGAUUUUGUCAACACAGUCUAUGUAAAGAACAUAUUUCAGAAAAGGCCUUUCCCGUGGUUUGAUCUGACUGAUGUGCAGCUCAAGGAAACUCCCUUUAGCCAGCGUCUCUCAAGCAGUACUGUUCUCCAAGACUACCUUACCCAUCUAUACUGUGACUCAUUUGGCAUCUCCCUAGUCAAAGAAGACUAGCCAGAGGUUUUUUUUUCUCUCACGGAUUUGCUCUCUGUGGUUACAUCCCCAUUAUCACAAUUGACAAGUAAUCACGUGGCUGCAUUAUGCUUGAAAAUUGUAUUGGUGGAUCUUUCAAAUGUAAAAUAAACAAGAGGUCAGUAUAUUUGGGUGUGCCUAGCUUCAGAAACAGCCAAAUCAAACCAUGCAACUUAGUGCCCUUACAUAAACUGCUUCCCCAGAAAAGCCUUAACACAAAUUAUUUCUCUUCGAAAAGCUAAAUUCAAGAAGCUACAAUGCUAUUAUUAGAAAAUGAUAUACUGUAGCUUUUUCCCCCGUGUCAUAUAUAGCUGACAAAUGAUACAGCAGCUUGAUUUUCCUACCAUUUUGGAUAGAGAAGUGAAUGUUUGGUUAACAGUCUUAACUGCCUCACUUCAUUGCCUCAUUCCAGGUAUAUGUGUGUUUUAUAGUACUAUCUUAUUAAAAGCCAUUCCCAUUUAAACCACAGAGCCAAUUUAAACAAUAACUGC
This is a messenger RNA of Fukomys damarensis (Damara mole-rat), 2329 nucleotides long. It is a transcript of the gene Noxred1, whose product is annotated as NADP dependent oxidoreductase domain containing 1. The record is from RefSeq and is a predicted model, not a curated record. Gene Ontology annotation, molecular function: pyrroline-5-carboxylate reductase activity. Gene Ontology annotation, biological process: L-proline biosynthetic process. Bases 762 to 1820 code for a protein of 352 amino acids. Lineage: Eukaryota; Metazoa; Chordata; Mammalia; Rodentia; Bathyergidae. The transcript is spliced from 7 exons.